Molecule: messenger RNA, 1815 nt
Organism: Maniola jurtina (meadow brown)
Lineage: Eukaryota; Metazoa; Arthropoda; Insecta; Lepidoptera; Nymphalidae
Product: chitin deacetylase 8-like
Exons: 6
Coding region: 110-1255 (381 amino acids)
Biological process (GO): carbohydrate metabolic process
Molecular function (GO): hydrolase activity, acting on carbon-nitrogen (but not peptide) bonds
Source: RefSeq, a predicted model, not a curated record
UUAAUAGCAGGACGUCGAUUAGAUUAGAAUAUAGGAGAUUAGAGUAAUUAAUAAAUAUCAGAUAUUUCCUCUUGUUUCUCGUAUUUGUCAAAAGAGGUAUUAGGACAACAUGAAGUCGGUGUCUAUAGUGUUGUUAUUUGCGAUACUUGCCUGCGUUCAUGGUGAAUCUGAAGAACUUCCUUUGGCAAAGCCUUGCAAUGCAACAGCAUGCCAACUUCCCGACUGUAGGUGCUCAGAUACAGACAUACCAGGGGGACUUCAACCUAGACAUACGCCUCAGUUUGUCCUCCUAACUUUCGACGAUGCUAUCUCAGAGCUGAACACACAGACUUACCGAUCUAUGCUAUAUGGACGUGUCAAUAAAAAUCAGUGCCCAAUUGGAGUCACUUUCUACAUGCAACAUGAAUACACUGACUAUACUAUGGUUAAUGAGCUUUACAACCAAGGCUACGAAAUCGCGCUACACUCCAUUUCGCAUAGAACGCCUCAAGACUUCUGGAGAAACGCUACAUACGACCAACUGAUGCGUGAAAUCGGAGAUCAAAAACAACAAAUAGCUAUGUUUGCCAAUAUACCGGCUAGCACUAUAACCGGAGUCCGCAGUCCAUUUCUACAAAUGAGUGGCAAUAAUACUUUUAAAAUGAUGAAGAGCGCUGGCUUAACAUACGACUUGUCCUGGCCUACCACCAGAUUCACCAACCCUGGUUUAUGGCCAUAUACCCUAGACUACAGAUCUACACAAGAUUGUGUCGUAAGUCCUUGCCCCACCGCAAGCUUUCCUGGCUCCUGGGUCAUCCCAAUGAUAGCUUGGACAGAUUUAGGAGGGUUCCCAUGCUCUAUGGCCGAUGCCUGUUUCUUCCAGCCAGAUACUGAAGAGGGAUGGUACCAGUUCAUAAUUCAGAACUUUGAGAGACACUACCUCGGAAAUCGGGCGCCAUUCGGGUUUUACAUUCAUGAGGCAUUCAUUAGACCCAGACCACACGUCUGGAGAGCCAUGGAGCGGUUCCUCGACACAAUCAACAACAUUAACGAUAUAUUCAUGGUGAACGCGAAAGAAGUAAUCGAUUGGGUUCGGGAUCCCGUUCCAAUCAAUGAAUAUGCGAAGAAGGAGUGCAGGCGCACAGUGCCAUCAGCUUGUACCGGUCGAUCUUGUCCGCCGCUCUUCAAUCCGGCUAAUGAGAAAACUUACUACAUGCGAGUCUGCGAGAGCUGUCCAAGAAAUCAUCCGUGGGUGGACAAUCCACUCGGACUUUAAGUUAAUACAAAAGACAAUGAAAUACAAUUGUAAUACCUAGCUUUAUUAAAAUACAUAUUAUUAAUUACUUAUAUCAAUUCUCAAAUACUGAAAGUAGUUUAGCAAAACAGCUGGUGGAAAAGCAAAAUUUCUUUCCUCACAAGAACUUGGGGCGUUGAAGUCUUGUGCUAAAAACGUUACGAUACAUUUCACCGCGAUUAUAAUUAGUCUCAUCUGGUGACAGAAGAGCUGACUCAGUUUUUGCGCAAAGGAUCAGCCUGGCUGUCCAGCGCGGAAAUGCAGCCAGUUCGCCAUCCUACGCGGGCGUGAUUUGUGCAGUUAUUAGAUAAGGCUAGCUUUAAGUUUGACUGUAACAGUUAAAAAAGAGGGUCUGAAAAUGAAGUGUGUACCAACCUAUGUAGAAUUGUGGAUAUCUAAGUACAUACCCACAAGCUCUACAAUAUCAUUAUCACAUUAAGUAAUCCGUUUUCAUUAAAAAACAUGGAAAAGAACUUUUUAAAGAUUUUAUAAACCGAUAAUUAAAAUAAAUCUUAUUAUGUUACGAAGUCGUUAUCGAUUCG